AUGGAGAAGAAAAAAGAAGAGGAUCAUCAUCAUCAAGAACAACAACAAAAAGAGACCAACAGUAGCAAGAACACAGAUAAGAAGAUCGAGCACCACCAAAGUGAACAACAACAACAGCAAAUCUCAUCAUCAUCCUCAUCAUCACACAUGGCGAAUCUGGUUACGUCAUCAGAUCAUCAUCACCAUCAGUUGGAGCUAGCUGGGAACAGCAACAUGAAUCUCUCAAGCAUCUUCGACACUCCAUCUUUACCAUUUCCUUAUUCUUAUUUCGAAGACCAAUCCUCUAAUAAUCCCAAUUCUUUCCUCGACUUGCUCCGACAAGAUCAUCAGUUUGCUUCUUCCUCUAAUUCCUCUUCCUUUUCAUUCGAUGCCUUUUCUCUCCCAAACAACAACAAUAACAACAACCUCUUUUUUACGGAUUUGCCCUUGACUCAACCUUCAACAACAAAGGCCGAGUCAUCAGAAGUUGUGAACACAGCACCGACAUCUCCAAACUCAACAUCAGUCUCUUCUUCCUCCAAUGAAGCUGCAAAUGAUAAUACUAACAAGGAGGUUACUGUUAAAGACCAAGACCAAGGACAACAACAGGAGCAAAAGGGUACUAAGCCACAGUUGAAGGCAAAGAAGAAGAACCAGAAGAAAGCAAGAGAGGCUAGGUUUGCAUUUCUCACGAAGAGCGAUAUUGAUAAUCUUGACGACGGUUAUAGGUGGAGAAAAUACGGCCAGAAAGCUGUCAAAAACAGUCCUUAUCCCAGGAGCUAUUACCGUUGCACCACAGUGGGUUGCGGUGUGAAGAAGAGAGUAGAGAGAUCCUCCGAUGAUCCUUCCAUCGUCAUGACAACCUACGAAGGUCAACACUCUCACCCUUUCCCCAUGACGCCACGUGGACACAUCGGAAUGCUUACGUCGCCAAUCCUCGACCACGGUGCAACCACCACGUCAUCGUCAUCAUUCUCUAUCCCUCAGCCACGCUACUUGCUGACUCAGCAUCAUCAACCCUACAACAGCAUGUACAACAACUCUCUAAGUAUGAUCAACAACAGAAGCUCCUCCGAUGGCAGCUUCGUUAAUCCAGGGUCAUCAUCAUUCACUGGGUUUGGUUAUGAUAUGCCACAAGCUUCUACUUCAACUCCUCCUUCAACUAGAGAUCAUGGCCUGCUUCAAGAUAUUCUUCCUUCGCAAAUCAGAUCGGAUACUAUUAACAUCCAAACCAAAGAAGAAGAUAAGAAAUGA
Molecule: messenger RNA, 1233 nt
Organism: Microthlaspi erraticum
Lineage: Eukaryota; Viridiplantae; Streptophyta; Magnoliopsida; Brassicales; Brassicaceae
Source: the annotation of a GenBank genome assembly